CUUUAUUAUAAGCAAGCUAGAAAACCACGCAUAUAGGGGGUGGACCAUGUGGUUAUGGAGAUAAUAAAUUAUUUUAUUUAAGUUGGAACGUAUUUAUUCUAUGAGUAAACCUAAUUCCGCAAUAGGAUUGUCUAUAAUAAUAACAUUUUCGAUCAUGCCCAUCAUAUUCGGUUUUCAUUCUCCAACAAAAAACGCCUCUAAUAACGGAAAUAUACUUAUCAGCAAACUUAGUCAUAGGAACAACGCGGCUUCAACCACCGAACGCGCUCAUCCGAAACCAUUUUUGGGCAAUAUUUUGCGUCUACCUGGCAUCCAAAAUAAUACCAUCCUACCCGUCAAUUAUAAAUUUGUCGAUGACCAUGUCGAUAACCAAUAUUCGCUCGUCUCGGCCUACAACCUCACCCACAUUUACUCGAAUAAAAAUAGUGAUUUGGAAGCCUUGAAUGGGAGCUCGUUCUUGGAAAGAAUUGAUAUCGAACAGGAUAUUUUUUACGCCACCAAAAUGGCUGUGACCGAUUUUGAUUCUUCUACCGUUGAAAAAACGUACGUCGUAAAUGGAGAGAAGGUCAGUCCGAUAUCGUUGCAUUUUAUUAACAUCCCUCCCUACCUUACCGCGAAGCUAGUGAUGUCUUUUCAGAAACUAAAAAUAAUGGGUAUUCCUCCGCCAUCGUAUUCCGAUUUUUCUAAGCCACAAGAAGGCCCCCUUUCUUCCCAAGAUGGCGUGCCCCGACACGUGCCCAGUAAAACUAUGUACAUCGACGGCGAUAUCAUGAUAGGAGCCCUGUUUUCUAUGCAUCACCAACCCCAGGAUAGCUCUUCCAGGCAAUGCGGAGAGAUUUGGGAACAAUACGGAAUCCAAAGGCUCGAAGCGGCUGCUAGAGCCGUCGAAAUGAUUAAUGAGGAUCCCUCAAUCUUGCCAGACAUUAAACUAGGCAUAGAAGUCAGGGACUCGUGCUGGUAUUCCUCCAUCGCCCUUGGACAGACGAUAGAAUUUAUUAGAGACCAAAUCUCGGUAACAUCCACUAAUAGCGUUGAUUACGCUGAAGAACCCUUAGUUUCCAAUUAUGUAAAUGGUGAGUCAAAACCAGGGGUAGCGGAAAGCAAAAGGGCCGAUAUCCCAUUUCUAAAUGAGGCGGAAAAGGUAAAAAAUUCCGACGAACUUUUAACGAGGAAUAGCGUUAACGGUUCAAUUUUUGCAAUAAAUAACCCUACGAAAGGUUCGUUAAUCAUAGCGAAUUCUGUCAACCCAGCUCGCGAUAGUUUAAAUAUCGUUAAAAAAUUUGGAAAAUCGAAAGUCAGUACUAGCGAUUUGAUAUUGGGAGCUUCGCAUUCUACCAAACUCCCUCCCCGUAUUACUACUACGACUAAAAGGAGAAGGCAGAAAGGGAAAACAAACAAGACAAAGUCGUCAUCGUUCAAAGGCAAUAGCAGUAAGAAGAAAAACGUCUUGACGAGUGAUGUUUUGCCCCCGCUCUUCGUAACUGAAGCGUCGUUAAUCCCCAAAGCUCGCGAAAGAAAGCCCAAGUACAAGAACAUAGCAGGAAUAAUAGGGCCCGGUUCGAGCGCGGUGGCUAUACAGGUUCAAAAUUUGUUACAGACCUUCAAUAUUCCUCAAAUAGAUUUCUCGACGAGCAAAGAUCUGAGCAACAAGAAAAUGUUCAAAACAUACAUGAGGGUAGUCCCAUCAGACGAAUAUCAAGCGCAGGUCAUGGUAGAUAUUCUCAAGCUUAACGGCUGGUCUUACAUAGCCGCGAUAAAUACCGAAGGUAACUAUGGAACGAGCGGCAUGACAGCGUUUAAGACUCGGGCUAAACUGGCCGAUUUAUGUAUAGCUUUCGAAGACAGCGCUUUCAACAGCGCGGAGCAAAAGGAUUUUGACAGAAUUGUGCUGGAAAUUUCAUCCAUACCUAGGAUCAACGUGAUAGUGUGCUUUUGCGAAGGGAUAACCGUUAGGGGGUUGAUAAUAGCUACCAAAAAACUGGAGCUUAUAGGGAAAUACGUUUUCAUUGGAAGUGACGGUUGGGCUGACAGAGAUGACGUAGUGAAGGAUUACGAGAUCGAAGCCUUAGGCGGGUUAUCUGUAAGAAUAAAUUCUCCUUACGUGAAAGAUUUUGAUCCCUAUUAUUUCUCUCUUAAGCCGGGAUCCAACACAAGGAACGUUUGGUUCAAAGAGCUCUGGGAGUUCAAAUUCAGCUGCAGUUUGACUGAAACUCAGAAUAAAUGUUCAGAGAACUUAUCAUUGAUCCAAGACUACAAGCAGGACACCAAACUAGCCUUCGUCAUCAACGCGGUGUAUACAAUAGCCCACGGGUUGAGUCAGAUGCACAAGAUAGAGUGUGGCGGUCUCCCCGGACUAUGCCCAGUCAUGAAGCCGAUCAAUGGUUCACUCCUGUUGGAAUAUUUGCUAAAUGUUACUUUUAAGGGGGUCAAUGGGGAAAUCAUCAAUUUCGACGAAAAUGGGGAUCCUCCUGCCAAGUACGAUAUUGUGAAUUACCAGAGGAUCGGUGCCAAUCGAUUCGGAUAUACACAAAUAGGAGAUUGGAAGAAUAAUACUCUGACUUUUAGCACCGUCAAAUAUAAACCGCCUUCCGAUUAUAAUGGAACAACCGUUAAAUCUAUUUGUAGCGAUGCUUGUGGGAAAGGAUUCAUAAAAAGUAUUAAGAAAGGUGGAUUGACAUGUUGUUGGGAAUGUAGGGAAUGCAAGCCUAACGAAUUUGUUAUAGAUGAAUUGACGUGCAAGACUUGUCAAAUGGGUUAUUGGCCAGAUUUCAAUAGAACAAUGUGCCUAAAGGUCCCGGAGAGAUACGUACGAUGGAACGAUCUUGCCAGCAUAAUAGCUCUGACAAUGGCUACCCUUGGCGGAACACUCACUUCUUUAGUGCUGAUAGUUUUUACGAAGCAUAAUAACACGCCGGUCAUUAAAUCGUCUACGCGGGAACUUAUGUACGUUAUACUCGUGGGUAUAAUAAUUUCUUUGUCGACAUCGAUCCCUCUCUCUACUAAGCCCAAUCGCGUAUCUUGCGCCAUGAACAGAAUCAUGCCCGGUUUCGCUUUCUCCAUGAUAUAUUCGGCCUUGGUGACCAAGACGAAUAGAAUCUCUCGUAUACUGGAAGGAGCCAAGAGUAAAGAUCAUAUCAUCACUCACAAACCGAAGUUUAUGAGUUUGUGGGCUCAACUGGUCAUAACACUUUUUCUCGUGGCCAUAGAAAUUGUUAUAUUGAUAACUAUGACAAUUUGGGAACCCCCGGGCACCAAGUUGCAAUACGCCGCUAUAACUUCUUCGGGAGACGUUUCGAAGAACGUGGAAAUUAUUUGCGCUACCUCUAACAUAGCCAUAAUGGUACCUCUUAGCUACAAUUUCUUUUUGAUAGGACUGUGCACACUUUACGCCGUGAAAACUAGAAACCUACCCGAAAAUUUUAACGAGGCAAAAUUUAUAGGAUUUUGUAUGUACACUACGUGCGUCAUCUGGAUAGCAUUUGUUCCAGUAUAUUUCGGUAGCGACUCCAAGGCGAUCUCUUACAAUUUUUGCGUCAUAUUGAGCGCCUACGUAGCCCUCGUAUUCCUUUUCUUCCCAAAACUGUAUAUUAUCAUGUUCCGACCGGAAAAGAAUAGUAGAAUGGCUUUCAUUACAUCUAAAACCCUUAGAUAUCAUUUUGGCGGGAAUCCGGUUACCCAAUCUGUAUCCAAAUCGGAAGACGAGACUCCUAAAUAUAAUUUAUAUGGUGGAACCAAAAAUCCGAGAGCAUCUAUAAAAUUCGCGAUUAAGAAAGAACGUUCAUCUUCCAGUUCCGGUUAUACCGGCGCAAUCAAGAAGAGUGAAACUAGUAAAGGAUUUUUAACCUUUAACAUCAAAUUAGGUAAGAAGCGUAUAUUCGGACCGAAAGAACUAAGAUUAAAGAGUAGUGGUAAAAUAAGAAAGAGUUUGGCUAAACCGAAGAAACGUUCUUCUAUUGAUCUGACUAAAAGGAAAAAACUAUCAAUUAAUCAACAAAACUUUGGCCAUAUCUCUAGCUCUGUAAUUGAUAGUCACGUGAUCCCGACUAUCGUGCGUAAAUAUAGGGCAUCUAUCAGUUACCUUCAGCCUCGCACCGCCCAUGUUACUAAUGGGGUAGAAAAUGAUGCAGUUCAUACCACAAGGAAAAUCAAAUUAUACUCCUCCUUACUUUCCCUAGAUUCAAAUACUCGGCACUUCUACGAACCCGAUAAAUGGGAGCCAAAUAUGAACCACGUUAACGUGAGCAACGAUUUAAAUUCGACGUUGAAAACAAUUUAUCGACGUAAUAGUUUAAAACCCGCGCAAAAAAAUUUGACCGAAUACAAUGAGGAAGAAUUUACCGCGGAAGACAACAAUCUCGAAAAGAAGAUCGUGAAUAAAGGGGAUUCGUCGAAGGGAAGCGAUUAUUCAGAAAAUAUUCGCGGGGAAGGACGAUUAAAAACUUCUUAUAAAGACACCUCUUCAACGUUAUACAGUAGAGAGUUAAUGGAAGAACUGAGGGAAGAGUUCGGAGGAGUUGCCAGAAAGUAUUGUCCAAGAAAAGAUGACGGCACUAUAGGUAAGAUAAAAUGGCCUAAGAGAAUAUCGUCAUUGCGAUACGACGAUUCGGAUGUUAUCGAGGCUAUCUCAAAGGAUCGAUUCGAUAUAAACCUUUACUGCGACUACGGUAAAACGGUGGCGGAAUUUAAGUCCACAAAAAAUCUUUCUUCGCGCUCUGGCACAAAUAUAAAUGGUUCGGUCAAAGUUGUUAACAAGGGUUGUCAAACGGAGACCCAUAAAUGGGUCGCCUUCCUGUUGAAUAUGUGGGUCAAAGAUAAAAAUAACGACAAGAACGAUGAUUUCGAAUUGUUCAAGGAAAUGGAGGGGAAAAGGAAGUCUAGAAAGAGGAAAAAAAAGUUGAAAAAUUACCCCAGCGUUUUGCCGAUAUACGAUACGUCAAUUUUUACUGCCAAUUAUCGUUCUCAAACUUCUCCAGAAAAUUCCGUUAAAAAUCAUGCUAACGUUAGUGUAACAACUAACGGUGGUAACCUUUCUGGUGAAAAAUCUACGGGUCAUCAUACCAAUUCUAGCCCAGAACCCAAUAUAUUAGAAAUAGAACAGUUAGUUGAACCAUAUAAAACAAUUCACAUAUCCGUAAAAAUUCCGGAACUUAACAUAACGCGCAUAUAAAAAUUUUCAUAAAUGACUUGUUUUAAUAAUUACGUAAUUCUCAUUUGAAACUGUUUUGUGAAUUCUAUUAGAGAUAAAUUUUUUAUUAUAGUUAAUUAUAAUAUUCAUAACUUCGCGGUAAUAAGAUUCUGGAUCAGUGCGAACUAAUCUCUAGAAUCUUUUCUUGUAAAUGAGUAAACAUCUACGACAGAAGUAAGAAAGAAAUAUAAAAUAUUUAGGUGUUUUUCAGUUCAGAACUAAUUAAUUUGAUUUAAAUAACAUGGUUUAUUUUUUUAAGAUUUUAUUUUUACCCUGACCUUCUUAUUAUA
Gordionus sp. m RMFG-2023 is the source of this 5475-nucleotide messenger RNA. RefSeq lists its product as uncharacterized. The coding region runs from base 101 to 5167 and encodes 1688 amino acids. The record is from RefSeq and is a predicted model, not a curated record. Lineage: Eukaryota; Metazoa; Nematomorpha; Gordioida; Chordodea; Parachordodidae. The transcript is spliced from 9 exons. Gene Ontology annotation, cellular component: plasma membrane; postsynaptic density membrane. Gene Ontology annotation, biological process: regulation of synaptic transmission, glutamatergic; G protein-coupled glutamate receptor signaling pathway. Gene Ontology annotation, molecular function: G protein-coupled receptor activity involved in regulation of postsynaptic membrane potential; adenylate cyclase inhibiting G protein-coupled glutamate receptor activity.